Dentiscutata erythropus is the source of this 585-nucleotide messenger RNA. The record is from the annotation of a GenBank genome assembly. Lineage: Eukaryota; Fungi; Glomeromycota; Glomeromycetes; Diversisporales; Gigasporaceae.
AUGUGUCACAGAAGUGCUAUCUACAGAAGUAACGAAGAAGAAUUUAGAGAAUUAACUUAUAAAGAUUUUAUAACUCAAAAAUUCUUGAUUACAAAGUUAGAAAAAAAUUCUAUAGUCUUAAUUAUUGGAAGAUAUGUAUUUGAAGAUGCCAAAUAUCUUACUUUAGUACAAACUGUACUAAUUUCCACCUCCAGUGACGAAAUCGAAAUCACUCCCGAUGACCUAUCCUAUUCGUCUUCACUAUUACUAUUUUCUGCUUCUGUCAUUUCUAACUUUCACUUUUCUAAUAGCGAAUUUGGUAGAGAAAGCCUCAUGCUCUCUAAAAAAUUAUAUAAUGGCAUUACUGGUUAUAAAAAUAUAGAAUCUGAAGUUAUUAACUAUGCCAGUAACGAACAAACCUCUAAUAAUACAAAUAAAGAAAAGGCAAAAGCUCAAAGUGAUAUCAAUGAUCAUCUCGAAGAAAAAAAUAAUACACAAAUUUUACUGCCUACUUCUCCCUCAAAGCCACAAAAAACUGAACCUCAAAAAAAUAAUCCAAAACUGCAAAACAAUAAAUCUACAACUGAUAAUUUUUACAAGCUGUAG